AUGAAACCAAAAUUAAAGCCAACAAGAAGAGAAAAUAAAAACAAUGUACAGUCAAAUGAUCAAUUCAUUCAAAAGCAAACUACAUAUGAACACAAAGAUCAAAUUUAUCUUCAUUAUACAUUUGAAAGUGGACCAUUAUUAGAUUUCAAAAAAGAAUGUCGUAAAAUAUGGCAAAAACAUUAUAUUUAUCCAGGAUCACGUUGCCAAAAUACACGACUUAUUCUUGGUACUUUAUUAAAUCGAACUUUACAAAAUCUAUUAAUACACAAGAAGCCUAAACGUGAUAUGUUGACCACGAUGCAACCAACUACAGAAGCAGCUCAUCAAACAAUACAAGAAUGA
Molecule: messenger RNA, 342 nt
Organism: Rotaria sp. Silwood1
Lineage: Eukaryota; Metazoa; Rotifera; Eurotatoria; Philodinida; Philodinidae
Source: the annotation of a GenBank genome assembly